AUGCCUGACAUCACACGUGACGCGGACCUGCUGAAGAACCUUGGGCGCCUCGUGGAGACGAUUCCCACGAUCGAUCACGAGACAGGGACGUCGAUUGCUGCAUUCGGCGACUUGGAGAAGAUCGGCGCCGAGGAGAAACCGUUCGUGUUGUUUGAGUUUCAAAAAGUCGCGGACCCAACCAUCCCGUUCUACCUCCAAGGAAGUGCUGAGUUUCAAGAAGCUGAAGCCCUUGAGAAGCGACGGCAGCUCAAGCAGUCACGCCACGUCGGGGAGGCCAUUCUUCAGUACUGGAGGGUCUUUCCCAAGAUUGUCGUGAUCGACGAAAACGUGAUCACAAAGGCAGAGUACAUGCAAGUGAUGCUGCUGAUUUUCAAAGUCCUGCGAAGCGAUUUUGAAAAGGCUACAGCAACGAUUCAAAUCGACAAAGACUGGAUCGUCGAUUCUAAGUCGAGCCAGUACAUGACCUCCGCCAUGUUCUUCGAUGCCUUGUUUGAGCUGGUUGACGUGUGGACAUGCGACAUCGAAGAAGCGACGUAUGUUGGGUUUCUAGACCUCUUGUACAAGCGCAUAUCGGUGCGCGUGAUCGUGUUCUUCGACGGCACCGUGAUCAAAGUAACGCUGGAGAACAAAUCCAAGUCAUUGCAUGAACUCAUGGCCGAAGCGGUGCCGCUCGCAACGUUGAGUGCGUUCAGCCACAUCGCUCGGUACAUGGGGAACUCGUCGAUCACGACAAUGGGCGAUUUGGCCAAGGCAGAACCCGUCGACAUUGAGCGCAUGCGUCUCGAGUACAUCGAAAAGAAUAACCUGUCGACGGAAAUGUUUGGUUCCGACUUGUUUCAGGUUCUCGAGCUCAUGGGACGUGUCGCGUCGGCGGAAGUGAACAGCCUCAACUCGCUUGUGAGUCUCACGAGGGCCGACCCGGCGCUCAUCGAUUGCGUUCGGCAAGCUUUUCUCACCGCCCGCCGCAUCUCGACCACGGAGCAAACCACGAUGAACAACAUUUUGGAAGAACUGGUCAAGUUUGGUAUCAACCCGGAGACGCUCGCGAGUGAUUCGAUGGCAAAGGAGACGUACAUGAGCUUGUUUACGUUAUUCGUCGUCAAGACGGGGGGCGAAAUCGCCGACUUGGCGAAGAGAGACUUGAUACGGAUCAAGGACCAAAUGGAGCGCCAUGGGCUCCACGUUCCCGAAGACAUGAUCGAGUUCAAGUACAAGGAAUUUUACAAAACCGUGAUUAAAACCACGGGCGCCGAGGUCGUGCAAGGUGCCAAACAAUGGAUCGCCACCAACUCGAACGAGGCGUCGCUGUCGUCGCUCAUCGAGAACGAAUACGAUGAGUUUAAACCUCUUGACGAAGCACACGCCUUCACAACCGACGACGCUGAGUUCACUGCGCUGAUUGCGCCAACUUCGAGCACCACUACCGCGCCGGUCGUACGAGCAAAGGAGGAUGCUGUAAAACGUGUCAAGACCGAGCCAGUUGCAGCAACGCCAAAACCCUCGGCAAUGCCAGAGACGGUGACAUCCCCCGUCAUUCCAGUGAAAUUUGCUCCUCCCAAACCAGUUGUGCCCGAUCCAAAGCCACCCAAACGAAAAAAAUCUCCUCCUGCGGCGGAAGUGGUUAAACCGCCUGCAAAAAAGUUUUCCAAGCACCAUGUCCGGGUCCUCGACCACCAACCGAUCCAGAGUGAUGACAUGAAUGAUGGCCAAGAGCUAUUGAAAACCUCCAUCGUGGAGCCUCCAAAACCUAGCCCGGUCGAUAUCGUCGAGCAAGUUCGGUCAGCCCCCCUGGAAGAGCCCACUCCAGUCGAGCAACAAGCCAACAGAGCGCCAUCGGAAGUCGACUCGACAGUGGAGCCAGUUGACCACGCAGAGAUGUCGGCCCCACCGCCUCAAGAGAGCGUCGUGGAGGUCCAGCCAUCAACACCGACAAAGCCUUCUGUCCCGGCAUUAGAGCAGUCAGACAAGUUCGUCGUGGAUGACUUCGUGCGCCGCGCCAUCCCCCCCGACAUGGAUUCCGAAGGGGGUCGAAAGAAAACGCUUCUCGAGUGGAAGAUGCAGCCACCUCCCAUUUCAUCGCCUCGAGAAGACAGGAGCAAGCGCAAAAAAGACAAAGUCCCGCCGCCAGCUCGCUUUGCCAAAAUUCUUGUUGGCGGCCUCACACAGGAGAGCGUUCCAACCAUCGCACGCUAUAUUCAUUUGCUCGGAUUUGGCGAAGUAUUGCAUGCUAAGACAAAGGAGGAGGCAAUGGACUUGUGCGACCCCAGCUCUGGCCCGGGCAUGGAUCUGGUUUGUUUCGUGGUUGGCGCCCACCUCGAUGCCGCCAUUCCCGUCUUGCGUGCCUUAAUGGACAUGGUUGGCCCUCGAGUCCUUAUCAUUGGGGGCGACCCCAGCGAUCCUCUCAAGACCAGUACUGUCGCCGUGGAGUGUGUCGCUGAAGGCGCGCUGUACUUUGCGCCCAUCCCCGUCGACUACAUGGCAUUGCGAGAACGGAUGCAAGUGGUGCUCGAGAACGCUCCGCAAAAGUUUAUCUUUCGACGGAAACAAGAAAAGGCGCCGGCAUCGCCUUUGUUCAAAGCAUUGACCAAACCCGACGCCAAGACGAGCCCUACGACAAGCAGCAAACCACCAGAGAGCUCGUUCAAAACGCAGGCGCAGUCCCCUCCAUCAAACGUCCCGCCCGUUGACUCAACCCCUCCUUCCAAACGAUCGUGGUUCGGGGCUCGAUUGCCCACCUUGCGCGACUUCGUGGGCGGCGGGCUCCAAAAGAAGGGCAGCUUCUUGACCCAGAUGGUCAAAAAGUCGUCCAAAGGCAACGUAAUUGCUCCAACCCCCAUCGUGCCGUCGUCGCCACCCAAGUCGACGAGUUUUCAAUCGAUGAAGCGAUUCACUGCAUCGUUUCGAGGAUAACUCGUUCAAUCUAUUUAACACAACGUUCCAA
Messenger RNA from Aphanomyces invadans, 2941 nucleotides. RefSeq lists its product as hypothetical. Bases 1 to 2910 code for a protein of 969 amino acids. The record is from RefSeq and is a predicted model, not a curated record. The transcript is spliced from 10 exons. NCBI's taxonomy places the organism in Eukaryota, Oomycota, Saprolegniomycetes, Saprolegniales, Verrucalvaceae.